GGGAGAGGGAGAGAGAGGGGAGAGAGGGAGGGAGGUAUAGUUCAGGCAGCACUCAGAGGUUUGGCUGCAGACUGCUCGGGAUCCCUGUCGCCGCCUCGCUCUCUCCAGACGCAGCAGAGAGUUGCUGAAGACGCUUCGGCAUCACGACAGAGGAGGGGGAACGUGAGAAGGAUCGAGACCCCAGGCUCAGUGGCUACAUGCUCAGUCGUCUUUGGCUUGAAGAGGAACAACUGUACUAAUCAGCAGGAACCAUGGAUUUUGUAAUGAAGCAAGCUUUAGGUGGGGCCACCAAAGACAUGGGGAAGAUGCUGGGUGGGGAGGAGGAGAAGGACCCGGAUGCAGCCAAGAAGGAGGAGGAGCGACAGGAGGCGCUGAGGCAGCAGGAGGAGGAGAGGAAGGCCAAGCAUGCCCGCAUGGAGGCCGAGAGGGAAAAAGUACGGCAGACCAUCAGGGACAAGUAUGGGCUGAAGAAGAAGGAGGAGAAGGAGGCGGAGGAGAAGGCGGCCAUGGAGCAGGCCUGCGAGGGCUCUCUGACGCGCCCCAAGAAGGCCAUCCCUCGGGGCUGCGGAGACGACGACGAAGAGGACGAGGAGAGCAUCCUCGACACCGUCCUCAAGUUUCUGCCCGGACCUCUACAGGACAUGUUCAAGAAGUAAAGCAAAAACAACAAAACACGUUAAAGGAACCCUACAUUCAGGGUCCGGUCUGGCCUGGGCCAGGCCGUGGGGCGAAGGGAAGCGGGGAUGUUGGGUUGAGUGAAGGAUUCUGGGUGUUUUGUGAGCAGGAAGGGUUUCAGCGUAGGUUGUAGAAGUUGUCGGGAGCAACAUGGAUCUGGGAGGGGGGUUCUUGUCAAACUGUUAGAGGCUACACACUGCCUUUCUAGAGGUCUUUUACUUUGUUCUUUUCUACACCUCGACGACUGCGUCAUUCUCUCCCCUUUUUAUUUGCCUCAGUGGUUGUACGACCUUUCAACUGCCAGUUAGCACAUUUCUUACAAUUCGUAUGUUUUAUUUUUACACCCGUUAAGGAGACAGACUCUUUAGUUGUCCAUCAUGGAGAACAGUAUUCCUUAAAGGACCAUGGACUCCUGUCCUCUGACUUCUGGCACUGCCACCAUGUUUUCCAGUAGAUGGAGCAUGUCGUGUUCAUUCCAAUGGGUGUUUUCUACUUUUAUGAACCUUGUGUAGGUCUUUAUAUUGAAAAAAACUGUUAAAAAAAAUAAAAACACAAAUCAGCAAUUGAGUUUUUAGGACAUGUGCCUUCAUAUCAUCUCCUCUCGCAGAGGAAUUGUAAAUGAGGGUUUCAUUUUGAGUCAAACAGGUGUACAGUUGUUGGUAGCAUGUAGGCAAGCGUUCAAAGAUACAAGAUUGGACUCUUCUGAGAUUAUGUGCUUGGCUUUGGGCCGGUCAUUAGGCAUGUUUUGGGGUUUCCAGUGGCCAACUGGAAACCCCAGAAGAAGCCCCAACAGUCCACAAAAUGAUUUAAUGACAUAAUUCAUUGCUACCUGCAAGGCCAAGAGCUUCUGACGAACUGUUUGCUGAAGAAAAAAAAAAUGCAUCUCCUUCCUGUUGCCACUUCAUGUUUCACUAAAACUUGACCUGCAAGCCUGUCAGCUAGUUAGACUGCCACCGCGAUACAAACACGUAUCAAGAACUAAUGCCAAUAUAUGAACUUUAGGUCAAAAGGAUUGGAAAAGACUUUACUCAAACUGAGGUAUUCAUCUUCAGGACACAACACACUUUUUUUUUCUUUCUUUGAUAUUUAUUUACAGGCUGAAAUCACUGCUCUAGUCCAACCAAGUCGUUAUGAUUUAAGUAGUGUGAUCCUCAUAGACAAUCAAAGCAUUGACCACUGGGAAACUGGGGCAGCUGGUACUGUAUAUGUUGACGUCUUCUGUCAUUUGUUUUACAUUAAGCGCUUGAUUCCUACCGAGUGUCUCUUUUCUUUUUCUUCUUCACUCAUGAAUGCAAAUACCAGGUGAUGUCUGGCUGUUUACCUUCUUCAAAGUGCUGCCAGUUUAUGUUAAAGACAGUUCACACCCCAGCCGAGCUAACCGUUUUCCAUCAACUUGUAAUGUUUACCUUGAGUGAAGCUCAUCCGCAUCAAGACCAAAGAAAUACUGGUUUACUAUUUCUUUUGUCACCACGGAAACAAAGACACGCAUGCUGGUUUUUUAUCAUACGUGCGAGGCAACAUGGCAGCCUGUUCAGCGGGUGCAUGCAUCCCAAAGACCACCGCUAAACUGAAACCGACACUCCUCAAAAGUAUUCCUCGUAAAUAGAAACCGUAGACCGAGCCUGAGAAAAGCCGGUCCGUGAGCCGAUGCAUCUCACUGCCUGAAGAGCUCGCUAUGUUCUGCAUCCUGCAUCUACUAAUCCAAUAAAUUAUCAUGGUGAUUUGUCAUAUAGCAUUUAAAUAGAUGUACUGUAAAUGAAAACAAUCUCUAUUUAGUGAAAGUACCUCAAUAUAUAUCUCUAAAAACAAAGCAUGUUGGUUAUUCCUAAAUGAUCCGGUGGCUUUUCAGUGGUUAGUUGUGCAGCAAUGUAUUGAUUAAUGCAUUGUUCCAUGAGUUUGUAAUUUAGAAUAAUUUUAGGGAUUAAUAGGACUAAUGAUGAAGUUGUCAUAGGCAUUGUAAAACACAUUUUCCUCUUUUGUUUUCUAGCUCAGAUAGGACUUUUCACUAGACAAAGCCAUAUUGUUUAGAUUGCAAUAAUUACUUAAAAUGAUAAAAAAGAGAAUAUUUCAACAUUGAAAGUUACCUAUCUCACCUUUGUUUUCUGUAAGAAAAAAAUAGAGAAAAAAGAUAUUUGCAUAUCUGUUUGUAAAUCCUCACUUUUCAUUCUUGUAUCUUUAAACAAGUAUACUAACGUAUACACAAAAAAAACGUAUGUAGAAAAAAGAAGCCAUUGUUAUAAAUGUUUCAGUGUACUACAUGUGUACUGUAAGUGUGUGUGUGUUUAUAUGUGUGCGUCUUUCUACGUGUCUGUGAUGUGGGACCAUGUCGUUGAUUCAUAUAGUCCUGGUUUAUAUGAUGUAAAGGUGUCUUUGAACUACUUUGUGCACAGGCGGAAGCUGGGCAGCCUCCUAGCUGUGCCAUGUCUGAAGAAAAAAAAAACUUAACACAUUCCUUACAAAUGUUGAGCAUGCAAAUGUUUGGUAGAGAUGAGAAUACACCACAUGACAAUAGAGAAAAACAUAGAAAAUCACCUGUUUCUGUAGGAGAUCUGGGCAACAGAAUGUGUGCUUUGGAUCCAGAAAGAUCGGCGAUUAAACCUGUGGAGUGUUUGAUAUUCUUUGCUGUCUGAUGGAGCAUACGAUCGCAUACCAUAGUUUCCUCUGCUGAGGCACAAAACUCAUCUGUGAGCAUCAGUAGCAAAACAAACAAAAAAAAUGCUCUAUAUAUUAUGCCAUUUAGACAACAGCAUUUAGUGCAUUCACAAAAAACAAAUAUACCCAAAGGUCAGUCAGUUUGCAGAUGCUAUUUGCUUGUGUUCGGUUGAAGGAUCAAUCCUCUGCACAAAAUAGCUGGAAAUAAGACUUAAAUUAUGCUGCGUUCUUGUCAAAUCUUCAAAUUUAGAAAGUAGAAAGAAAAUUGAAAAAGAAAACCCACAGGAAUAGUUUAAAAGUGGAGAAAAUACAGCAUCAGGUGCCAAAGAUAGAUUACCACAUUGUAAUAAUAAAAUACUGGCCAGCAGUCCAAAGAGUAUCCGAGGCACUUUGAUUUUAAAUAUAAAAGUCUGUUCUAAUGCUACAUUGUGUUAGCUAAUCUUGUUGAAAGGCUAACUGAUGAUUAGAAAACCCUUGUGCAGUUAUGUUAGCACAUGAAUAAAAGUGUAAGUUUUCCUAGAAAACAUGAAAUUGUCUGGGUGACCCCAAACUUUUGAACAGUAGUGUAUAUUUAAAGUUUGCUGUGGGCGUCGGCUGAUGUGGUGUAAUUCUGACCAAUCGGGGAAGUUAAACGCUGCUCUUAGAAUAAAUGUUUUGACAGGAAUUUGGCUUGAAAGAAAUACAUUCGUCUGUUUGCAGUAAUUUUCCAGAUAAAAGUGAUAUAAAUCCUCCAACCUAAUGAGUACCGGUAGAAGUAAAAACUGUCUUCUGUGACUUUGGCCUGAAGUCAGGAUUAAAAUGACGUAGGACUGACAACAAGCUUGAAGGCUAUUAAAAAAGCAAACGGGAGACGUGCAAUUAAAAAACAACAAAAAACAACAAAAAAACAAAGUAGGCAUAGUGCUAGCAUUUCUCCAUUUUUAUUCCAGUGUAAAAUAUUCCAUGUACAUUUUCACAUCUCUACUUUGACGCAUUCUUCUGCACCAUUAACGAGGUGCCCGUGUUGGAAUAUAUGAGCAGAAAUCGCUGCAUGCUUAGUUUAAUAAGAAUCAUCUUAAUUUAUCACAGAUUACCACGAUUCUUCACGCACCCAAGGACAGGCCACUUUCACCUUCCAGGGUAUGGAAUAAGCUUAAACACGCCUUUGUUUCCCGUUGGUGGGUCGCAGGACUAGGCUUAUAUCAUGGGCCCUUCAUGGAAACUACAGCCAUACACCCUCUGUAUGUACAACGGUCUCUCCGUGGGACUCGUCUCGAGGCGUCACAGCACGUGAACUGCCUUUGAAAAGGGCUAUUACCAUACGUGUCGUCUUUAUGUCAGUGGGGUUAGUGGUAACUCAUCUGUGCUUGUCCUGGCGUGAUGUGUUGUCGUCGUUCUUCCUCAUUCUGCUUGCAUGACAUACUUCAGUGUUUGUGUUGAGCUGAGAAGUCCUCAGCAUCGUAGACAAUAGGAGUAGGUGGUUGUAAACAUUAAGGGUUGUUUUAAAUGCUUAUUUUCCUAACAGACAGAUGUGAGCGAGCAAGAGAUGAAAACCGCAAGUGUAGUUUUUGAAAUGAAAGGCCUCAAAGACAUCAAAUCCUGGCUGGUGUCCCUCUGAAACACACAGAAAAAAAGAGCGCUACCACUGAUGGGAUGCUUUAUUGUGGAGAAUGGAACUGGAUUUUCAAAGCAUCUUCUGUUGUCAGGAGCCCAGAAACACUCAGAUCUGAGAAACAGGAAGAGCCAAUUCAAAACCACAGCUCAUCCUCCCUCCCAAUUACAAAGAUUCUCCAUUAGGUUUGGUGGUAUUUCUCACCACUAUUAUUAAAAAAAUAAUCAACACAAAAAGAAUUUGUACAGGCAGCGUGCAGAAGACCUGCCGUAGAUGUUUACUUCCUAAAUAUAUUAAAAUUGAUGAAUGAUUGAGAUGGAGAGCGUAUCUUAGAAUUUCCUUUAAAACUGCAAACGAUGCUGAAUUUUUACGAGCGAUGUCAUAACAUUUGUCUCGUUGGUCACAUUUUUUUUGAACAUAUUGCCCUGUUGAAUCCUGCCAGAUGUGGAAGUUAACUUUACCGUGUUUACUUUCUCUCCAGCGGAAGAUAAAACUCUGGUUACUGUGAAGAGACACUUUAAAUACAUUCCAGUCUUUUUGGCAUUUGCACUAGAAUACGCUAAAAUGUCACAUUGACAGCUGUUAUGGCAUCAACUAUCCACUACCUUUUCUUUUUUCUGUUUUCCAGCCUUCUGAAUGCUGAAGUUGGAGGGUUUGAGAGGUUAAAAAAAAUGAGUGUACAAUACCUGGCAGCAGUCCCUUUAGUCUGGCCGUAUGUGCCGACCAACACAAUUGGAGAUGUUCACAAGACGUGAACUCAUGAAAACAAUAUAUGGAAGGAAAUCGGGGAGACAAAAGAUAGAAUUUAUAAAAAAAAAAUAAACUAAAGCAUGGAAUGGAAUUUUAGGGAAGUUCCUUUAACUGAAUCAGGAGGGUCUUUCUUUUUAAUUCAGGGUGAAAAUAAUUUCAGGGUGCAGGUUAAGAAUGUAAAAUAUGAGUUCUUCUGCUGUUUUCUUUUUCCUUACUUGCAUGUCAUAUACUCUAUGUGGAGCCCAAUCACUGUAAAACUGUCUCAUCAAUGGAACUGAAUCAUUCUUUUUGGAAAUUAAAUGCAUUACACUAAUAAAAGAAAAAAAGGUUUAUAAAAAGCUA
This is a messenger RNA of Amphiprion ocellaris (clown anemonefish), 6010 nucleotides long. It is a transcript of the gene cplx2b, whose product is annotated as complexin 2b. Bases 252 to 656 code for a protein of 134 amino acids. Gene Ontology annotation, biological process: neurotransmitter transport; regulation of neurotransmitter secretion; synaptic vesicle exocytosis. The transcript is spliced from 4 exons. Gene Ontology annotation, molecular function: syntaxin binding. Gene Ontology annotation, cellular component: terminal bouton; SNARE complex. The record is from RefSeq and is a predicted model, not a curated record. NCBI's taxonomy places the organism in Eukaryota, Metazoa, Chordata, Actinopteri, Pomacentridae.